Messenger RNA from [Torrubiella] hemipterigena, 1660 nucleotides. Lineage: Eukaryota; Fungi; Ascomycota; Sordariomycetes; Hypocreales; Clavicipitaceae. The record is from the annotation of a GenBank genome assembly.
GUUGCCUCUCACUACGACGGCGCCCCCAGCUAACUAAACUCGCCUGGCAGCCGACCAAAUAAAGCCGGGGAAGCUCCCCACGCCCUAAGCCGAAGACGCCCGGCAUAGUAAUAAAGCGUGCAUGUCCCACCUCUGACGCCUGCAUCAUCGCUUCGUGGCUGUUUCUCUUUCUUCAAAAGUCCAUCUGCUGUGUAUUUUCGUUUCUUCCAGCACAUACAGACCCCAGCCUACGACAUCAUGCCCUUCACUCAGAUUCGAUCGGCCGGGCUCCCUAGCCACAUCGCCAAGCAUGUGAUGGCAGCCCGCCGCUUUUCCACAGCUCCCGUCUUGCGCAAGGAGAUCCAGGACGCUUAUAUCCUCAGUGCUGCUAGAACACCCACUGCCAAGUUCAACGGAUCCUUCCUCAACGUUUCCGCUCCCGAGCUCGGCGCCACGGCGAUCAAGGCUGCUCUGGAGAAGUCCAAGGUCCCCGUGGAGAAGAUUACCGAUGUAUAUAUGGGCAAUGUCAUUGCUGGUUCGAUUGGCCAAGCCCCCGCUCGCCAGGCUUCCGUGUUCGCCGGCCUCCCCAAGACCGUCGAAGCCAUCACUAUCAACAAGGUCUGCUCUUCUGGUCUCAAGGCUGUCGCCUUUGCCGCUCAGAACAUCCAGCUUGGUCUCUCUGAGGCUCAGAUUGCCGGUGGCAUGGAGAACAUGUCGCGCGUUCCUUAUUACGUUAACCGCUCCAGCAGCCUUCCCGCCUUUGGCCACGCCAAGCUUGAGGAUGGUCUGAUCAAGGACGGUCUGACUGAUGUCUACGACCAGGUCCACAUGGGCAACUGCUGCGAAAACACUGUCAAGAAGCACAACAUCACCAGAGAGCAGCAGGAUGAGUACGCUAUCCAGUCUUACCGCAACGCCCAGAAGGCUUGGGCCGACAAGGCCUUUGCCGACGAAAUCGCCCCCGUUACCGUCAAGUCUCGCAAGGGCGAGGUUGUCAUCGAUACCGACGAGGGUUUCAUGGACGUCAAGUUUGACAAGGUCCCUACUCUCAAGCCCGCCUUUGUCCGCGACGGCACCGGCACAGUCACUGCCGCCAACUCUUCCACCCUCAACGACGGUGCUUCCGCUCUCGUCCUCGCCAGCAAGGCUAUUGCUCAGCAGUACGGCAAGGAUUCCCGCGUUCUUGCCAAGAUUUGCAGCUACGCUGAUGCUGCCAUGGACCCCAUUGACUUCCCCAUUGCCCCCGCCAAGGCUGUCCCCAUUGCUCUUGAGCGCGCCGGCAUCACCAAGGACCAGGUUGCCAUCUGGGAGUUCAACGAGGCCUUUGCCGGUGUCAUCCUCGCCAACGCAAAGAUCCUCGGUCUUGAGAACGCCAAGGUCAACCCUCUGGGUGGUGCCAUCUCCCUCGGCCACGCCCUGGGCAGCUCUGGAUCUCGUAUCCUUACCACUCUCCUGCACCAGCUGAAGCCUGGAGAGUACGGUGUUGCUGCCAUCUGCAACGGUGGUGGCGCUGCCUCGGCCAUGGUCGUCCAGCGUGUCGAAUCUGUAUAAUUAGCAAACUGGUAGCGAAAAAAAGAUGUGAUGAAAAUAGUCGUUAUGUAACCAAGGCAUGAUUUUUAGCAUUAGAUAUCCUAGCCGAAGAAAAUACACAAACAAAUGUUAAAACUCACCGAUCUCCGCU